This is a messenger RNA of Vollenhovia emeryi, 2014 nucleotides long. RefSeq lists its product as uncharacterized. Gene Ontology annotation, cellular component: dendrite; neuronal cell body; axon. The record is from RefSeq and is a predicted model, not a curated record. Bases 1 to 1092 code for a protein of 363 amino acids. The transcript is spliced from 7 exons. Gene Ontology annotation, biological process: sensory perception of taste. Lineage: Eukaryota; Metazoa; Arthropoda; Insecta; Hymenoptera; Formicidae.
AUGGGGUCUCUAAGUGACGUACGACCUCUUUUGCAUACCGCGAGACUGUUUGGAUGUGGACUUUUCCUCGUCAAGGAAGACGAUAUCGUGAUAAUGAAGUACGGCGCUAUUUACUCGGCCCUGUUUGCGCUCCUGUACGCGGGUCUCUGCGGCGCGAAUUUUUACAUGCUCCGCUGGGACGACGUGCUCGGGCCGAGGCUGCUGACGCUCACCGUGGUGAGGACAGGCCUCUCGUAUGCCUGCGUCUUGAGCGACAUCACGAUGACAUUCUGGUAUAACUGGAAGAUACGAGCUGCGCUGUCACAUCUGCGCGUCUUCGACCGAGCGACGAGAUACAAGGAGCCCAGGCACAGGAUACGUCAUGUCUGCUGGGCAUUGGCCUUCGUUAUUUUGUCGUUUUGGUCGGUAGUCGGGUAUAUAACAUUCUGCGUCGAGCCCAAAGACUCCGUGUUUAAUGGGGUAACUUACGCUAUCGUUAACGCGACGCUGUCGAUGCAGCUGAUGACGUUCGCCAGCUUGACGUCCCUCCUGUACGAGAGAUACCGUCGUCUUUGUGAAUUAUUGCUGCUGCCCGAAGACGGCAAAAUUAUGGUGGUGGAUCGAUCGGGCAAGCAGUUCCGUUUGCAAGAGGUGUGGUGGUUGCACUCAUGUCUUACUAACGCGACCGAGAUGAUAAACUCCGUGUACGCGCUGCAGCUUCUAUUGUGGAUCUCCUGUAUGUCCUUCAAUACACUUACACGCAUCUAUACGAUCAAUGAUAACGGCGCGGUCUCGCAACCCCUGCUGAUGGUGAGGGAAAUUUUAUUGGUGUCUGCUUGCGUGACAAAUCUGCUGAUCAUUACCAUUACCUGUCACAUGACUGCGACUCAAGCUAAUCGCGUUGGCAAGAUCGCUUUCACACCGUCGUCGGCCAUUCUGUCGAAGAGAAGUUUUACACAGGAUUGUAGUAUGGAAGCUGUGACUUACUUCCAACUACAGCAAGUGCACUUCUUUGCCUUUCACGGAAUCAUACGUAUUGAUCUUCCAUUGCUUCUUUCGAUAGCCUCCGGUAUAACUACGUAUCUGGUGAUCCUUCAUACCGCGAACGUUUAGCGACAGUCCCAGAGAGAUCCUCAAUGCGCUGCAACCGCGCAUUUGAUCGAUCGGUUUAUCGUUCUAUCAAAUGUAUCCUCAUCUUUCCUCGCGCCUUUACGGAUUAGCUCGAGGGGAAGAGCCACGGAGAUCUGCAAAAGAUCGAACACGGCAGUACAACCGACGAGUAAAGAUGAUGGAUGUUGAAGAAGUGCCGGCCUAUUAUAUCUUCCAGUGUACAAUUAUUGUCAAGUACAUUAAAGACUAUAAAAUUAUUGUUUAAAAUAUUUUUUCCGUAUCUUUUACCACGUUGGCUCACUCAGAAAAACAAUCGGUUUUAAUUUUAAGGAACGUUUCAGCCUCUAAAAAUAAAAUUGAACAAAGUUAUCGUUGUGUAUCUCCGCUGGCGUUAGGGCGCGAAAGUGGAGUGGACAAGAGAUAAUAGUCGACCUAUUGAAAAUCGAGCUGAAAGUUGCAAAAUUAAAUCCAAGCAGUGUUUUUAGCGACGUGGUUGAGAGAGAAAUUGCUUCAAAAUACAUUAUACUGAUUUGCAAUUUAUAAAAAGUGCAAACCUUGAAUUUUCACAUCUUGUUUUUAAAAUAAUUUUUAAGAUUAUUAGCACAGGUAUAUGAGCAAAUUUUCAAGUCGGACUCUUUUUCUUUAAGUUGCCAAUAUAUUUUAAAUUACAAAACGUUCCUUUCAACUUCUCGCGCUCUACUUCUGCGCAGUAAUAAGACGAUAUAUUAUCACUUUAUUUGCAUGAACAUUCAAAAUGCAAAACUGAGCAAUUUGUAAAUGAAAGACAUAAUUUCUUCUCGUGCCAAAUAUAGCACGUGCGUAAGCACGAUGCAGCAUAUUAUCACAUUUAAUUUUCUUCAUAACGCUUGCAUCUUAUGGACGACGAAGACUGGAACCAAAUGUUAAUCUAUACUUAUAGGCAAUA